Molecule: messenger RNA, 3147 nt
Organism: Girardinichthys multiradiatus
Lineage: Eukaryota; Metazoa; Chordata; Actinopteri; Cyprinodontiformes; Goodeidae
Product: carboxypeptidase Q-like
Exons: 11
Coding region: 137-1600 (487 amino acids)
Biological process (GO): peptide catabolic process; proteolysis
Molecular function (GO): metallodipeptidase activity
Source: RefSeq, a predicted model, not a curated record
UAUUGUGAAAGCAAUCCCACCGGAAGUUCACAUAUACCACAAAACAAAACGAAAACAGAGAUUAAAGUCCUGAAUCUCUGCGAUGCAUCCGGCCAACUUGUAAGAUCUCGAAACGUCAAAGAUAACAACCUCAAGGAUGGCACUAAAGGUGAGACUGAAUUGUCUCCUUCCCGUCCUUACGUCUCUCCUGUUGUCACUGGUUAUUGACAGCCAUCCUCUCUCUGAGCGCAUUUUUAGUUCAACAGAUGCAAUCAGGGCUGCAUCUAAUGAAACCAUAAAGAAAGCUCCAGACAUAGCAGCAGAGGUGGGACGAUAUGCUGAUUUGGCCAAACAUAUCAUUGAGCUAGCUGUUUUUGGUGCUGCCCAGAACCGUUCCUACAGACGGCUGGCUGACUUCACUGACACUGUAGGGAACCGGGUCAGUGGGUCACAGAACCUGGAAAUGGCUAUCAAAUACAUGCACAAUGCCAUGACCCAGGAUGGGCUGGAUGUUCAUCUGGAACCAGUAAAAAUCCCUCACUGGGUGAGAGGGCAGGAGAGUGCAGAGAUGAUUAUGCCCAGGGCCAAGAGCCUGGCUAUACUAGGGCUUGGCAGCAGUGUAGGAACCCCUCCAGAAGGUGUUAAGGCUGAGGUGUUGGUGGUUCAGUCUUUUGAGGAACUGAAGCGUAGAGCCAGCGAGGCCGCAGGGAGGAUUGUGGUUUUUAACCAGCCUUUUAUCAGCUACGGCGAGACGGUUUCUUAUCGUGCUUUUGGUGCUUCAGAGGCAGCUAGACUGGGAGCUGUGGCCACACUCAUUCGAUCUGUCACUCCUUUCUCUAUUAACAGUCCUCACACAGGCUCUCAGACCUACCAAGAGGGGGUGAAGAGAAUCCCCACAGCCUGCAUCACAGUGGAGGACGCUGAGCUGAUGUGGCGUUUGGCCCAGAACAAACAGAAGAUCGUAGUUAGACUCAUAAUGGGAGCCCAGACUCUGCCAGAUGCUGACUCUUUUAAUACAGUCGCUGAGAUAAGAGGCUGGCAGCACCCAGAGCAGGUUGUCUUAUUGAGCGGUCAUCUGGACAGCUGGGAUGUGGGCCAGGGCGCCAUGGAUGAUGGAGGGGGAGCCAUGAUAUCCUGGGAGGCUCUGUCACUCAUCAAGGACCUGGGCUUGCGUCCAAGAAGAACUUUGCGAGCAGUUCUGUGGACAGCUGAGGAGCAGGGUGGUGUUGGAGCCCAACAGUACUUCAGUCUCCACAAGGACAACAUCUCUAACUUUGACCUCGUUAUGGAGUCUGACCUGGGGACGUUCACCCCGAUGGGUCUGCAGUUUACUGGCAGUGAUGCGGCAGGUAAGGUGAUGGAAGAAGUGGUCAAACUUUUGGCUCCCAUUAAUACGACCAAACUGGAGACCAGUGGUGAGGGGACAGAUAUCUCUCUGUGGAUGCAAGCAGGAGUUCCAGGUGCCAGCCUCCAUGUGGCCGACAGUCGUUACUUUUGGUUCCACCACAGCGAGGGGGACACCAUGACAGUCCAGGACCCUCACGACAUGGACCUCUGCUCGGCAUUGUGGGCUGUGGUUGCAUAUGUGGUAGCCGACCUGCAGGACAUGCUGCCGAGAUAACCCUAAAGAAUGAAUAAAUGACUGAAUGAACACCGACGAUCGUUACAAUGUAAAGUAGCCAGUGUACAGCUUGUAUAACUGUAUGAUUUGGUAUCCCCUCAAAAUAACUCAACACACAGCCAUUAAUGUCUAAACCGCUGGCAACAAAAGUGAGUACACCCCUUGGUUAAAACAUCCAUAUUCUGCCCUAAGUUUCAAUAUUUUGUGUGGCCACCAUUAUUUUCCAGCACCACCUCAACUCUUUUUGGCAAGGGGUCCACUAGAGCUUCACAGGUUGCUUCUGGAAUCCUCUGUGACAUCUGGAAACUGCUGGAUGUUAGAGACCUUGCACUCCUCCACCCUCUGUUUGAGGAUGCUCAACAGAGUUAAGGUCUGGAGACAUGCCUGGCCAGUUCAGCAUCUUUAUCCUCAGUUUCUUUAGCAAGGCAGCGAUCAUCUGGGAGGUGUUUUUAGGGUCCUUAUGUUGGAAUACUGUCCUGCAGCCCGGUUUCUCUCUCUAGCUCCCCACAGCACUCAUGCAGCCCCAAACCAUGACACUCCCAGCACCAUGUUUGACUCUAGGUAAGAUGCUUGUUUUUGCACUCCUCACCUGGUUGCCGCCACACAUGCUCGACACCGUGGGACCCAAAGGUUUAUCUCUGUCUCAUCAGACCACAGGACAUGGUUCUAGUAGUCCAUAUCCCAAGUCUUCUUGUCUUCAGUAAACUGUUUACGAACUUUCUUGUGCAUCAUCUUUACAAGAGGCUCCCUUCUGGCAUGACAGCCAUGCAGACCAAUUCGAUGCAGUGUGCAGCACAUGUUCUGAGCACUGACAGGCUGACCACCCCCCCUUCAACCUCUGCAGCAAUGCUAGCAGCUCCCCAUUCACACCCGAGACCUUGUAACACGGCACCAUGGAGGAAAAAUGGCUAAUUGGGCACAAUUUGGACAUUUUCAUUAAGUGUACUUACGUUUGUUGCCAGCAGUUUAGACAUUAACAGCUGUGUGUUGUUUUUUAAAGGAAAGCAAAUUUACACUUAUACAAACUGUACAGUGACUACUUUACAUUGUAUCAAAGUGUCAUAUCUUCCAUGUUGUCCCAUUAAAAAAUAUUAAAUAUUUGCAAAAAUGUGAGGGGUGUACUCACUUUUGAGAUACUGUAAAAUUUGAUGCCAUGUAAAGGUUUAUAGAAAGCCCAAUCUACUUGAAACAAUGAACAAACUACAAAGAUUUUAAAAAAAUCAAAUACUAGCCUCUUGAGUAUUUCUUCUCAUUUAAAUACCGUACAACAAUAACUGGGUAAUAAUGAAUGUAUUUACAAGUUUUCAGUGCAGGGUUUCGCAAAAAAGCAGUUUUUAAAACUUAAGCCAGAUGUCACUAGCAAUUUGAGUCAUUUUUGUAAAAAAUAAAAUAAAAUACACCCGAGUCCUAAUGAGACCAAUUAUCUGUGAAAUAUUCAAAAUCAAUGUGCAGCCUGGGGAACUCUAGUAUAGUCUCAAUUCCUUGUUUUUCAGACAAAGGUCCUAUGAAUCGUCAUUAUCUGCCAUUAUUAAACUCUUAAUAUUGAA